AUGGCUGCAGGGCUCAAAGUGUUAAGGCCCUCCCAUCAAUCACACCAUCAUCAAGGAGGGAGAGAGCAAAAUGAUGUAUGGAAGAAGGAAGAAGAAAGAGAUAUACUGUCUCCCAGUUCCCAACUCACUUCUGAGCCCAGUUCAGAUUACUCACUGUCUUAUGGAUCAUCCUCGCACCGAACUGCAACUCCUGAUUUCUAUGCAUCAGGCACUGGUGGAACUGUAGAACCUUCACUGCGUUCAGAGCAGACACGAACCACUGUCAGCUAUAAGACUUUAACUGGAGAAGGCCCGAGAGACAGAACAGAGGAAGCAGUAGACAGGAUUCAGCGCAUGUUCCCUACAGUCUCUGAAGAUCACAUCCGUGAACUGUUGAAGAAGUACCAUGUGAGGGAGAACGUGGUGAUAAGUGCAUUGCAGGUGGCUCAUCAUCCCAUUGUACAACCUGGUUCCGGACAAAGAAGGGAUUCAGGUCCAUCAGUUGCUUCAAAUAUUUCAUCCACCCAGGAAUCACCGUCCUUGAGGAACACAUCCACUGGCAGCAUCACUCCACUCCGCAGCCUCACCCAGCCUAAACCCCAUUCAUCUCCUAAAAUGAAGCUAAGAUACCUGAAGAAUGUAUAUCCAAGUGCAGAGGAGACAUUCCUCCUUGACCUUCUCUCUGGUUGCGACAACAACGUUCAGGAAGCGAGUGAACGUUUAUCAGAACUGGGUUAUGCCAAGCGUGACACACCAGUUCCUGGAUCAAAGUCACUUGCAAAGAAAGAUAAGCCCUCUGACGUUAUCUCUCCUGUGUCCAAGAUAAUAUCAGAAGAUGAUAAACGAACAAUAAAGAAAGGAUUUCAAGAGAAGUAUCGAGACAUUUCUGUGACUGUGCUGAACAUGGCCUUGGAGAGCACCCGUUAUGAUUCUCAACAGACUGAUAAGAUCCUAAAAGAUGUCAAGCAUGAAAUGCAAGAGAUGGAACGUGAGAAGCGCCAAGUAGGGGAUGCAAUGCAUGACUCACCCAAGCAUAGAAGCCCUCGCCUCCCUCGGGCCUCAUUUCAAAGCUCUCCUAAGCAUGGAGUGAAUGGCUCUCCCAAGCGUGGACUCCCAGGUUCUGCUACUGAUUCACCUAAAAAGUUGCCUGUCAUCCCCUCAGAGCCAUCAAGGAAACAGGAGGCACCUAAGAAGGUAUAUCUCUCCAAGAAUCAUGUUGGAGCAAAAGGACCAAAUCCUGCCCUACGAAAAGGAGUCAGUGACACUUUGCUCCUGAAGACUUAUGUGAUUUGGUCAGGUCCAGAUGCAGAUUUGCAUGUGGGCCCCAGAAAAGAUCUUUUGCAGAAAGCUGCUGGAGGGAUUCAUUUGGCAAAGGGAUCUGAUCCAAGUCUCAGUCGAGGUCCCAAUCCCAAUCUUGUCAAGGGCUCCUUCCGAUGUGGGAUGCCCUUUUCCAAUCCACACCUGAUGGAAACACAUCACCAUAUUCAGCAUCUUGAAGCUGUGUGAUUAUAUGAUUGAAGAAUACCAAUUAUGAUUGGUAUUUAUGCUUAACCCUUCAGCAAGGGAGUAUUUUCCAUGUCCUAUACACAUCCAGGGGGAGAUAACAUUCUUUGCCAUUGUAAGAAAAGAGGAAUAUAUUUUCAACAUCCACCAUGGGUAGCAGCUCUGCCUGAUGCAAAGACAGUGACAAGAAAAAUCUGCAAACUUCAAAAGACACAGAAUAUCAUGAUGGGAGGAGAUGAGAGGAUGGAAAUUAAAAAAUAACUUAAAACAACCCUUUCCAAUUCUAAGACAAGCUGCUUCAAGUUAUAAAAUCACUUUUAAAAAGGAGCAGGAAUCAAAAUCACUUGUACCUGUCUCCUAGACACAUGCAUUGAGCAUUUAGUCUCAUGAUGCUAAAAAGACCCAUGAAAUCAACAAUAUGAAAAGAUGGUAAGAAGCUUAUAUUAAGUAGACCUGAAAAUAAGGCUCUUGAAGGUUAAUGGGUGAAAUGCAGCUCAUUAUUGUGAAUUUAUCAAUUCCAUCCCCCUUUUUAAUUCUCUCAUCUAAUCUAACCUACAAAUUUGAUGAUUUUAUGAGGACAUUCUAUGACAUCUCUCUCUUAUGCAGUAUUCACUUUCAUGUCAAUAUUUACUGUUAAGUACCAUAUUUACUCAUGUAUAAGGCGAAUUUUAAAUGCAUAUUUUACUGAGGUUGAUGAGGGGGUGUGCCUUAUGCUUGGGAUACAAAAUGUCUUUUUUUGGGGGGGGAAAACUUUUUUUUCAAGCACACCUAUAAUUCAUUGGUCAUUUAUUGAGGCAGAAACAGUGUCUAUAGUUGGUAAGAAGGGGAAAUAUAAAAUAAUGAUAAUACUAAAAACGGUAAAUGGGGAAUGGCUAUGUCAAUCUGCACACAGUUCACUCUGUAUUGGAAACUGAGAUGUCUGGUGGUGUGGAGAAUUCAUUCAGGGAGCUCUCAUUAUCCAAGAUGGGGCAUUUCCAAAGACAAUCAUGUCUCUGGGAAAUUAUUGAGCCCCUGAGGUUUUCCAACGAGGCCAGAAUGAAGCUAAAUGUUUAAACUGUAAGCUUUGAGGAUUUUAUUACAGGAGAAUGGACUUUCUCUUUUACAUAUUCAGCCACUUCCUUCUUGAUUAAUGGAAAUGAUCCCUUUUUCCCCACCAAAGGCCAUGAGAUUUGUUUGUGUCCUGCUCAAUUUUGCCUUUUCCUUGAUCUGCUUCCAUUUGCAGCUUUCCCCGAUGUCUUAUUAAUUAUUGCAUGGAUACCUUCACUUCCUGAAUCACUUUGAUUUUUCUCCUGCCAUGUGACUUGGCCCAACAUUUCUAUCCAUUUUCACAGAUAAUGAAACAAAUGUUAGUGACUGUGCCCUACGUUGUGAAAGGUCAUCACAGUGAAUGGGAAAGUAGGCUUGACCAACCUCACGACCAUCCCUUAUUCAACACCUUUGUCCCUGACACUUUUUGCUACAAAAUAGGGAGGUGCAGCUUAUACACAGGAAAUCUGUUUUUUACACAAAUUGGGGCCUCAAAAGUGGGUGUGCAUCAUGCAACAUGGUGGUGCACCUUACUUGAGUAAAUAUGGUACUUGAGGUUGUGCAGUCUGUUACUAUCUCAAAAUGUCUCACUUUGUCCUACAAUAAUGCAGCACAUGCUCAAGUGACUGAUACAGGAAGCUGUAAGUGCUAAAAUCUUAAUUCAUGGGUCUCAAUUGUCUCAUAGUAUCACAAAAGAACUCAGGUGGACUUGUCCCCCCAAGGUAGACAGAUAUAUACAUAUAACAAUUCUGUCGUAAAGUGCCUGGUGUCAUUAGACUUGGAAAGGGUUUAAUGCUUAACCACUACAAACAUCAAAUGAACUCUUUAUGGAGAAUAUUUCAAAAAUAUUUUGGCAAAGAAUCUAUUGAUACUCCUAUACUGUAGCUUGCCUAAAGCACUCAAUGUUAGAUAUGAAUGUAAAAGAAACUUCAAGAGGGUUCAAGCCUCCAAAUAAUAUCCUAAUCAUUUUUAGCAAUAUAUCAUGCAAAACUGAUUACUAGAAAAGCAUAUGUAACAUUUCCCACAAUUGCUUCACAAUUGUGAGAAAAACCUUUUCUAUUUCUUACUUUCACACCCACCAAUUUCUUUUGUACUGAAAAUGUCAAUCACACACUGCUGUUCUAACUAUGAUGUGACUCAUAUAA
Molecule: messenger RNA, 3653 nt
Organism: Darwinula stevensoni
Lineage: Eukaryota; Metazoa; Arthropoda; Ostracoda; Podocopida; Darwinulidae
Source: the annotation of a GenBank genome assembly